AUGAAGAUCUCAACCGCCGUCGCAGUCAUCGUGUAUGCGAACUGCAUAGCCGCCUUCGUAACCAUUCCCAAGGACCUCGAUGACGGCAUCUACCAAGUCGAGCAGCCCGCCAGCCCCGACGACCAGCCCCUCAUCAAGCGCAUCGACAACCUCCCUCCCCCUCCCUCCGCCGCCGCCGCCGCCGCCACCGGCCCCUCCGCCCGCCUGCGCCGCAGCCCCAAGAAACCGGGCCCGAAGACGCCCUUCCGCAUCGGCAUGUUCGACACGACCCCCCUGCCCAAGUCCAAGGAGUUCUGCCGCAACGAGACGCACACCAUGAGCCGCGCGGACCUGCACGCCGCCACCAACGAGCUCUUCUACACGCCGCUGUACUGGCUGCCCCCCAAGGCCGUGCGCUUCGCCCUCCACGGCUCCGCCGUCGCCUACAUCUGCAACAUCGGCGGGGGCUGGGAGCCCGCCUCGCUGGUCGAGUACAUGGAGGCGACGCGCAUGCUGGACGACCGGUGCCGCGUGCCCGGCACCGAGCAGGCGACCAAGGAGACGUGCGAGCAGCUGGAGCAGGUGCGCGCGGCGAAGUUGUCGGUGACGAGCCUGGAAAAGUUUUACGGAAGGGAGGUGCCGGGUGUGGCGAUUUGCCGGUGGGAGACGGAAAAGGGCGGGUUGGAGAAUAGGCUGCUGGAGGUGCAGAAGAAUGGGUGCCGCAACUUUGUGUACCUGGGCAUCGGGAGGAAGCUGAGCGGCGGCAAGGAUUUGGACGAGUCGACGUGCGAGCGGAACGUGUCGGGGGAGUGGAUGUGGGAGACGCUCAAGAGCCUGUUCCCGUGGUAUACCAAGGAUAGGACGGCGCACGUUUAG
This is a messenger RNA of Cordyceps fumosorosea ARSEF 2679, 855 nucleotides long. RefSeq lists its product as hypothetical. The transcript has a single exon. Bases 1 to 855 code for a protein of 284 amino acids. NCBI's taxonomy places the organism in Eukaryota, Fungi, Ascomycota, Sordariomycetes, Hypocreales, Cordycipitaceae. The record is from RefSeq and is a predicted model, not a curated record.